Drosophila serrata is the source of this 1918-nucleotide messenger RNA. It is a transcript of the gene Agpat3, whose product is annotated as 1-Acylglycerol-3-phosphate O-acyltransferase 3. Gene Ontology annotation, molecular function: 1-acylglycerol-3-phosphate O-acyltransferase activity. NCBI's taxonomy places the organism in Eukaryota, Metazoa, Arthropoda, Insecta, Diptera, Drosophilidae. Gene Ontology annotation, cellular component: endomembrane system. The record is from RefSeq and is a predicted model, not a curated record.
CUUCUAUGAAUUUCACCCUUUGUUCCCUCUUUUUAAAAGUGCAAAUAAAUUAGUAGCUUCUACUGUAAAGAUAUCUUCGCUUUGCCCCAUAAUGACUACCAGUCGCACCUUUUGACCGGACUUUGUCCGCAGCGGCUACUUUUCCGCGGGAGAAGUCAUCGAUUGCCUCUGAUUAGAUUCCCCCAGCUGCUCCGACUUAAUACAUAGCCAUAGCCAGUCCCCGAUAUCUGGCGAAUAUCUCUCGGGUGGUUGCCGCGCGUGUGAGUUGUCCCAGUCCGUUGCCAGCCGGUGUGGGGUGCAGGUGUGCUUUGCCUUUACCGCUUUUCACGCUCUCUUUCAACACAGCCGCGUGUGUGAACCCGUAAAGAAACCCCCCAAUUCUUGAAUCAAAAUGGUGUCACUGGAGAAGCUGAAACAAUUGAGACUGAUCCACCUAUGCAUCGCGCUCACCUUCUUCACCAGUGGGCUGUGCAUCAACUUCAUCCAGCUGUUGAUGCACUUAAUUAUAAAGCCCAUUGAUAAGCGACUCUUCCGGAAGCUGAUGUACUACUUGUGCUACUCGCUCUACUCCCAAAUUGUCUUUGUGGCCGAUUGGUAUGCGGGCAGCAAGAUGACCGUCUAUAUGGAUAAGGAUGACUACGAAAAGCAUGCUGGCAAUGAGCAUGUCCUGUUAAUUAUGAAUCACAAGUACGAGAUCGAUUGGCUUAACGGCUGGAUGAUCUGCGACAAGCUUGGAGUCCUUGGCAACUGUAAGGCCUAUGCCAAGAAACCUAUUCGUUACGUGCCCAUCAUCGGCUGGUGCUGGUGGCUGGCCGAGUUUGUCUUCCUCAACCGCAACUUUGACAAGGACAAGACCAUCAUCACGGAGCAACUGAAGGUGGUCUUUUCCUACCCCGAUCCCACCUGGCUGCUUUUGAAUCCGGAAGGUACUCGCUUCACUCCUGGCAAGCACGAGGCAUCCGUUAAGUUUGCCCAGGAGCGGGGUAUGACAGUGCUGAAGCAUCAUUUGAUUCCGCGCACCAAGGGCUUCACCGCCAGCUUGGCGCCCAUCCGUGGUCUGUGUCCCGUCAUCUACGACAUUAAUCUAGCGUAUAGGCCUACGGACAAGACCCCAUCAACCAUGCUGAGCCUGCUGCACGGCAAGCCAGUGGAACCGCACAUGCUGAUGCGUCGCAUUCCCCUCGAGCAGGUGCCCGAAGAUGAGACGGAGGCCGCCACCUGGCUGCAGAAUCUGUUUGUGGAAAAGGACAAACUCAUCGAUAGCUUCCUGGAGACGGGCAGCUUCUUCAAAACGUCUGGCGUAAAGGAGGUGGCCGCAUACCAAAACAAGCCUCGGCUAUGUUCGUUGGUCAAUUUCGCCUGCUGGGCGGCAUUCUCGCUCUUCUGCAUUUUCUAUUACCUGGUCACUUCUCUGCUGGCGGCCAAUUGGACGGCCUUUAUUACGUCCCUCUCCAUUCUGGGACUUUUCUACUGGAUGAUGGGCCAGGCCAUCAACAAGACCCAGAUUAGCAAGGGCUCGAGCUAUGGCGCCGGAGCUGGCAACCCGAAGUCGAGCACAAAAUAACUUUAAAUUUUCGGCAUUUAGUUUUGAUUGUUGACGAACUCUCAAUUAUCUACAAGUGACUUUGUAUAAAGGCAGCCAGCCAGUCCCUCUCACAAAUCUCUCUGCUAUAAAAAGGAUCAAUUCGCGACUCCUGGACGAGGCUGGACUGGAUCUAAAGUGUUUUUGAACAGAAAUUAGUGCAUGUUUUGUCUAAGUUUAUGGUUACGAAGUAACUCCCGCACACUGGAGCCAUCAAUUUGCGUACAUAUGUAGUUGGUAGUUGUACACCUAAGUGGAAGUUUAAUUGUUUGAUCGAUAUUGUAUUUUGGCGAGCAUUGCAAUAAUUAAAUUAAACAAAUAGUAUGUGACGAUAAA